This is a messenger RNA of Malassezia pachydermatis, 810 nucleotides long. RefSeq lists its product as hypothetical. Lineage: Eukaryota; Fungi; Basidiomycota; Malasseziomycetes; Malasseziales; Malasseziaceae. The record is from RefSeq and is a predicted model, not a curated record. Bases 1 to 810 code for a protein of 269 amino acids. Gene Ontology annotation, biological process: regulation of transcription by RNA polymerase II; endoplasmic reticulum unfolded protein response; phospholipid biosynthetic process. The transcript has a single exon. Gene Ontology annotation, molecular function: transcription corepressor activity. Gene Ontology annotation, cellular component: nucleus; endoplasmic reticulum.
AUGGCAAAGUCAUCAAAUGAGAACUCUACUUGCAAGGCGCACUGGUCUGCCCUUCUUAAUCUCGGCGCUGCAGCCAGUGGGCUCAGCAUUGCCCUUAGCCAUGACAGUAUGAAGAGCCUGAAAUACUGUAUUUCCUGGCUUCAAUAUGCUAUUGCCCACAUCGAGCAUCAUGUGAAUGAUCUGCAGGAUUUUAUGGAUGCACUGCGCAAGGAUGGCAGCUCUCUUACACCUGCUGCUAUGCAGAAACUAGCUAACACACAAAAAGAAAUCACUGAGCUUAUUCGUACGAUUAUUGAUGUGGCAAGUAAGUAUGUGGACAAUGCUCUUCCUGAGUAUGCGCGCCGAAUUGUGAAAAACUGUUUACUGAGCCUUCCGGAGCGCUGGCGACAUGCAUCUCUCAAGUUGGCCGAUGCGUCGCAGUCGCCAUCCAAACAACAUGUACAGACGCCAAGUGGCGCUAAUGAAGAUGAUAUGCAGAUCCAAAAAUACUGUCACCCCAGUGUUGAGGUGACUGCCGCAAAACUACUUACACUGGGCGUUGAAUCUCUUAAAAUCAUGAAAAGAAUGAUGCAGGUGCUUGUGGAAGUAAUGGACCAUGCUGACUCAUGGGUGGAGAGACUAGGAUCCAUGCUCCCUCAAUCAACUGCAUCCUCCUCUACACCAUCCAGGCCACAUGGCUCAAAACAUGGCGCGAGUGAUACAGACUCACUCGAAGAACAUGACCAAAAACGUAUGCGAAAAGACGACUGGAAUGAACACGAAUCUUUAUCGCCCAAACGUCCCUCUGACUCACUUCCCAAGAAGGAAUGA